GAAUUGGAACCUCUCCGUAAGCAGUACACAAAGGUUGUUGAUGCAUAUGGAUGCCUGGGUGCUUUAUGUUUAAGUUCAGGUAAUUGGUUACAUUUUUUAUGGUAUUAAUUUAAGUAAUUUAGUAAAUAAUAACUGUUGCAGAGUCAUGAAACAAGGAAGUGUAGUGAGUACAAAUUUAGUCUUAAAGAAACAAUAGAUUUACGAACACAUUGAUUUAUUUUUUCCAUUUAAAUGUCUUUUUUUAUUUAUUUUUGGCCUAGCUUAAUUGAUUUCUCUCAUUAUUUAAUUUUUAAAACUUUUGCAGGCAAUGAAAGAGUCCAGUAUCUGGUCAUGGUUACAAGCUGUUUGUCAGUUGGCAAAAUUGGAGAGUCUGAAGUUUUUAGGAUCACUGGGGUCCAGUUUAUAUCACUUCGCAAUGAACCAGCGGAUGAGGAAAGAAUAGGAGAGGUGAAACUUCAUUUAAAUAUGAUAUUGAACUGAAUGUAUCAAUUAUGCAAGUUUACUUAUUACAGUGGAAGGCUUCUUACACAAAAAGACAUCUUUGAGAUUUUGUUUUGGGUCAAGCCACUCCAGACACUCAACAAAUAAAUUGUAGUCCACAGCAAAUUAUUGACAGUUUUCUUGUGAAAUAGGAACAAUGAAAUUUUUUUACUGCAACCUCAAAUGUCCAUAUCUCUAUCUCUUUUUAAAUUAAAUAAAAUACAAAUAAUUUUUUUUAAAAUUGUUAUUGUUUCAUUUUGUUAGCAUUACAUAAUGUUGAACUCCUAUGCGUGAGUUUAUCUAAAAUUCAUAAAGUUAUUUAGAUAUUUAUUAAUAAGUUCUUUUUUCUCUAGAUUCGCAAACUGUUGAGUUCAGGUACAUUCUACUUCACUUGGUGUGUUGGAGGCAAUCCUUGGGAUUUAAGUUUAUGUGCUCAGCGGAAGCUUCAAGAUCAUGAAACAGACAAUCGAUUUUUCUGGUGAGUUUAAUGGUGUUGGGGUUUGCUUGGUAAGUUUUUUAUAUUUAUUUCACCCAAUUCCUCUAGUCAAGUUCGCAUUGAAGAAAGGUUUAAUUACUUUUCCUCUUAGCAAAUAUUGAUGUUAUCUGAGGCAUGAGCUUUAAUCAAGUUUUUGUUACUCGUUUUGUUUAUCUUACAUUAUUUUUAGCAUGAUCUUUUUCUCUUUUGUUUAGGAACCGAAUGCUGCAUGUACACUUUCAACAUUAUGGAAUCGAUUGCUCAAAAUGGCUCCUAAAGGUGAUAGAAUUUUUCCCUGGUUUUGAGUCAUUGAUGAUUUUUCGUUCAUUUUCUUAUAGUUUGAGCUUUGCAGAAGCACCAAAGACUGCAUAUUUAUAAUAAAUCAUUCAUUUGUAUUAAUUUUGCUUGAUGAGCUUGCAUAACAAUUUGUGGGCAGUAGUUUUUUUGUCUUACUCCAUGCUAUAUAUUUGAAUUAAGCAGAAGUAAGGCUAGAUAAGUUUCAGUAAAAUCCUAUUUCUUUGCAGACUAUGUGUGGUGGAGUUGAGAUUAGAACCAUUUAUGCAGGUCAUCGCCAAGCCAAAGCCUGUCUCAUAUCAAGGCUAAGCUGUGAAAGGGCAGGGACACGAUUUAAUGUCAGGGGGACCAAUGAUGAUGGGAAUGUGGCCAACUUUGUAGAAACAGAACAAGUAUUCCUUUGCUAACUUUGUGCUAAUUAUGAACAGAAACUAUAAUAUUUGUACCAAUAUUUAUUGCACGGUCUUGCUGAAACUAAAUAAUUUUCUAUUGUGUACAAUCUGUAUUUUAUGUGUUCAACUCUAAACUUUAUUAUCCUAAUAAUAUUAUUCUUGGAAAAGUGAAUUGUAUGAACUAUUUAUUAAUGAUAAACAAUAUUACUUAAAAGAGACAAGAAGCAUUUCUAUUUUGUGUGUGUUAAUGUGUGGCUUUUAGUUUAAGCAAGUCAGAACCAUUGUUUGAUAGUAACUUUAUAAUUUUUUACUCAGGUAAUCUUUUUAGAUGAAGAAAUUGCAUCAUUUGUUCAGACUAGAGGAUCCAUUCCAUUAUUUUGGGAGCAGCCUGGAAUUCAGGUAACCUCCAAUGAAUUAUUGUAAUAAAAAGUUCUUGUAAAAAAUCUUAGUCUGAUUAAUAACUUUUCCAAGAAAAGCUGGUUUUAUUAAAAUUUCAACCACUUACCAUUACUUGUAUAAACUAAAUUCGGUUUUCGCCACAAAUUUAUCUAAAAUUAAUAAGGUGAAAAACAAAAUUAUAAUCAGUAGACAUAAAAAAAUUUAGAAUUUUUAAAAUUAAAAAAAAACGUAACACCUUACAGAUUGUGAGAUAUAUUCAUUUGCAGUAAAUGAUGUAUGACGUAUUGUCAUAAAUUUGUGUCAUAGGUGGGCUCACAUAAAGUUCACAUGUCAAGAGGUUAUGAGAUGGCAGCCCCUGCAUAUGACAGGCACCUACGCACGAUAAGACAGCAAUAUGGGGACCAAAUCAUCAUUAAUCUUCUGGGCAAUAAGGAAGGAGAAAAAUUGCUCAGUCAGGCUUUUAUGGUAUGUUAUUUAAAUGUGUUUUGAAUGAAAAUAAAAUUGGUUAAAAAAAACAUAUUUUUAGAGUUUUUAAUACGUUCUUUAGUACAUUAUACCCCGUGUUGAUUUAAAUUGUAUUUAAUGUUCAUGUAUUUUGGGACAUUGUUGCAUAAUAAAAAAAUCGACUUAUUCUUUCUAUCUAUAAUUUUUUAAUUUUUUUGUUGUUGAUGAUAGUUCUCACAUGUUUAAUUUAUUAUGGCAAAUAAAUUAUUUUCACGAAAGUUUAAAUACCAUUUCUUGUUAUAAUUACUUUGUGUGAUAUAGUUGAUCCUUAAUUCUUUAAGGCUCCACCUUUAAUUUUUCACAAAUUUAAAUUAUGAUUUUUGUUUAGUUAAAUCUCAUAUUAUUCAAUAUAUGAAAACAUAUGCCAUUUUGGAUGGGUAUUUGUACUGGCAUUUUCUUAUUAUCUACAGAAUCACCAUACAGCGUCCUCUCACCAACACGAUGUGCCAUUUUAUCACUUUGACUACCAUGCUGAGGUGAAAGGCUCCAACUUGAAAAACCUGGAAAAACUCAAGGCCCGCAUCAUAAAACAUUUGCACCACUUUGACUUUUUCUGUACAGAUGGUCAGAAAGAAACCCACCACCAAAAAGGAACCAUCAGAACCAACUGUUUGGACUGUCUGGACAGAACAAAUGCCACCCAGACAAUGAUUGGCAUGGAGGUUGGGCUCUUCAGGUUUCUCAUUUGCAAUGGUUAAGCCCUUGAAAUAGAUUUUUGUCCUUAAAAUUAAAUUAUUCAGUUUUCCCUAAAAUAAAACUAAUCUUUUCUGAGAUUCUUUAAAAGGAAUCUAAAUUAGCACAACAUUGAUGAAUUAAUUUCAACCUAUUAGUUAAAUCUGCAUUUAGUAUUGCUUUUAGAUUUUAAAAAAUUUAAAAAACUGAAAUGGAGAAAACAAGUUAUAUGGAUAAACUAAAAUCUCAAAAAAUUAAUUAUGAAAAAAAUCACUUAUCUCUUGUGAUUAACAAGAUUUAAUUAAUUAUGCUUUGAAAUGAGGCUUUUAACAAAUUUGCAUGAAUUGCAAUUAUGUUUUACAUCUAACCAAUUAGCCAAUAUAUUUGUCCCAGCCUUACAUCAGAUUUAUAAAAUUUGAUGACUUGAUUGACAGAUGCUGGUGAAACAGCUUGAGGCUUUAGGGCUGGCAGCUAAACCUCAGAUGGUGGGAAGGUUUGAAGAGGUUUACAAACAGAUAUGGGUGCACAAUGGAGAUCACAUAAGCCGUAUAUAUACAGGCACUGGUGCUCUAGGAGGGGGGCGAUCAAAAGUAAGUCAUAGUUUAAAAUCUUUAUUUAAAAAAUAAUCUGCUCACCAUAAGGAAUUGGUUGUUGAGGAGAGAAAUAAUUUUAUACAAUCCUAUAUGUAUGUAUGCAUAAAUAAUUACCCUCUGUUUUGGCUAAUGAUUUAAUUCUUUAAAUCAUUUUCUUUUAACUAUUUUUAUGCUGCCUACUCUCUGAUAAUGAAUACCUUUAUGUUAUUUAAAAUGUAUCUGUCACCAUCUCUAUAUUAUGUCUUCAUUGAGCUGACUACUCUUUCAGUACUCAGAUGCCUCUCGCACAGCCAGCAGAACGAUACAGAAUAACUUCCUGGAUGGCAGCAAGCAAGAGGCCAUUGAUGUCCUUCUCAUGGGAAGUUCUUUACACGGAGCCCUGGCCGACAGAGCUAGAGCUCUCCUUGGAUCAAGGUAUUUACAUGGUGAGUUUUUGUGCUACACAGGGAGACUCAUAAAAUGUAAGAUGACUUCGCAGCAUUAUUCAUUACAUUAAUAAGACACUAACAAAUUGUGUCAAUAUAACAUUAUUCAUUACCGUAGAGGUUUAUUGUAAUUAUUGUUUUAUAAAGGUUGGAGGGAUGGCAUGCAACCAUGUAAAUUGGUAUAGUAGUAUGUUUUGUUGAGAUAGAGAGUUACUAUUUAAGGAUAGCCUCCACCUAAUGAUAAUGAUACCUUGUUUCGAUGCUCAUUGGUGAAUUAAUGAUCAGCUAUAUCACACAAAGUAAUUAUAACAAGUGAUAGGAUUUAAAUAGGAUUUAAAUUUGGCAUAAGUUGAGGACCAGCGUAGUCGCCCAUGGUAGUUAGGUUGCCUGGUGCAACAUGAAAGCACCUGUGAAGUGAAAAUAAUUAAUGUGGCCAGAACCAGUCUCGGUAAUAGUUUGGGCAGGGCAUGCUGCAAGAUUCCCAGACAGCAGACUUCCCAAACGUCUAAUAUUUGGUGAGCUCUCCAGUGGGAAACGCUCAGCUGGUGAGCAGACUGAUAGCCUUGUCAGCAACUUGGGAUAACUGGAGCUAAGAAAAUUCAAUAUGUGGAUUUGGACUAGUAAAGAAAUCUUUCUAGCUUCAGCGAAUGAAUGUUCCGUAGACACUUAAAUUGAGAUACGCAAGUAUACUUUUAAUCCAAUAACACAUGCAGAGAAGAAAACCUCUGAAUAAAUCAGAAUAUGGAUUCUCAUUGCCAUAAAUUAAAACCGAAAUUAAUUUCUGACAUGCCUAAACAAGUGCAAGCAAAAAUACAGUUUUAACCCUUUAAUGUGGAUUAUGUGUAAAAAAAAGCAAAAACAAAUUUUUUGUAAAUUAAAAAAUAAUUAAGUGGUUUCCAGGUGGGAUUAAAAUGUAUUAACUAUAUUACAUUUGCAGCAUCUGAGAGCAUCCUUAAAGCCAUGACUAGGCGUUACAAAGAAUAUUCCAGAACAGAGACCUACCGUGUCUGUGUUGGCACCUAUAAUGUCAAUGGAGGUAAACAUUACCGAAGCAUUGCUUACAAGCAUCAGAGUCUGGCAGACUGGCUUAUUGAUGCCCACAAAGCCCACUCGAGUAAGUUGGAACUGACUUUCACAUUCAUUUAUUAUGGGACUUUUCCUUAGGCACAAAAAAUACUUAUGCAGCAGUCAAUGACAAAAAUGCUGGCGCUUUAUCCUCUGCACCUUCUCUUCUUACACGCUGCCCCAUCUACUUCUGUUUCUGCACAGAAGUAACAUUUAUUGAAAAAAUGAGUUAUUGCCUUUAAUCUUUAUGGCUGAAGAAGUUAGUUUAAAUUUUUUCUAGCCAUUGUUUCAACAACCAUUCACUAAUACCCCAUUCUCUGAGCUUAUUUUUACAAUUAUGUUUCUGGCAGAUAUCCUGGUGAAAGAUGUGGACUACGACAAGCCAGUAGAUAUAUUUGCUGUUGGUUUUGAAGAAAUUGUGGAUUUAAAUGCAAGCAACAUUAUGAGUGCUAGGUGAGAUAUUGAAGGUGGCUGAAGGGUGGAAGAUGUCCUUACUUAUAAGGAUGCCAGUAGAUUAUCUGGACUUAAGAUGGGAUUUUACUUUCAGCAAUACCUAUUCCAUUCAUGAAAAAAAAAGUUAUUUUUUUCUCUUCGUAGUGUCUUCAAGUUUUAACAUUCAAGUUUUAACAGAUAGCUCCAUUUUAUAUUGCAUGGGGUUUGCAGCAAUAUUAGGGAUACAUGCACCCAGUCUCUUUGCUUGCUGUGGGUGAAGUUGUUUGUUGGUUGACAUUUGGCAGUUAGAUUAAGAAAUAAACAAUAUUUUCACCUAUUUGUGUAAAGACUAGAUCAUUUAUGGUAAAAAUCGUUAAAUGGACCAGAACCAAAAGUUUAGCUCAUACAGAAGCAGCCUCCCCAGAAAAGGAUCUGUCAGCACUUAAUGUAAAAAGAAUGAUCACUUCUGAUAUGCAUGAUUUUUGCCAUGGAAUGGUCCCCCUUUUGCUCUUUGUAAUUUUUUUAAGGGUUGUCUUUCAAAUUCAAAAAGUCUUGAAAAUUUUAUUUCAUUUGUAAAAUUUUUCCAUAUCUAUUUAGGUGUUAAAAAUCAUUUUAGAAGUAUUGAACUGAUUUUGUGACUUAGACAGGGAUUAAAAAUGAAUCAAUUCUCCACUCAUUUCUUAUAUUGUGAUGGCAAUAGAUUUUGUGUUGAUGAUUGAGCCAUCUAGCUUAACCCUUGUUUAAUAUUCCAGCACCACCAAUGCCCGUGAGUGGCAAAAAGAAGUCAUUAAAACCAUUUCAAGAGAUCACAAAUAUAUUUUAGUAACCAGUAUUCAACUGGUCGGAGUGGUGCUGUAUGUUUUUGUACGACCACAUCUUGCCCCAUUCAUAAGGUAAGCACAAAUGUUGGCCCAGGCACUCUGUUUAGAUUAUUUGUCUCCCACACAAAAGCAGGGAUUGCCAACUUGUGGCCCAGCAGAUACGUCAUGUUCUUUGGAUCCCAUCCCAACCCCCCUGUUGGUUGAGUCAUUAGAUAUCUUGCUCCCAACAAUAACCCGCAUAAUAAAUGAAAGCUUAUAUUCUGGCACUGUUCCGCCUCUUUGCAAAUCAGCUGUCAUCAAACCAUUGCUUAAGAAGCCCGGUCUGGAUGAAAAUAAUUUAAAAAACUAUAGACCUGUAUCUAACUUAUCAUUUUUAUCUAAAGUUAUUGAAAAACUAGUCCUAAAACAACUUUUUGCUUACUUAAAUGACCACUCUCUUCUCAGUUCUAAUCAGUCGGCCUAUAGACAUUUCCAUAGCACGGAGACAGCUCUCUUGAGAGUCAGUAAUGACCUCUUGCGCGCAAUGGACAGCGGUAAUGUCUCCAUUCUGAUCCUCUUAGACCUCAGUGCGGCCUUUGACACUGUUGACCAUGAAAUCCUUUUCAAAACCCUUGAAAACUACUUUGGAAUUUCUGGUUCGGUUUUGGCUUGGUUUAGGUCCUACCUCUCUGAUAGAACGCAAAUGGUCUCUGUCGAUGGCUGUCUCUCCGGCAGUGCUGAUUUGGUGUACGGAGUGCCACAGGGGUCUGUUUUGGGUCCGGUUCUAUUCAUAAUGUAUACCAGGCCACUGCUCCUCUUGCUCGGGAGGCAUGCUGUUGAGAACCAGUCAUUUGCAGAUGAUACGCAGCUAUACAUGCAUACCCAGCCAUCUCUUGUCGAUUCCGCUGUCCAGACUUUGCGGGGGUGCAUUGAUGAUGUCAACUCUUGGAUGACACUCAGCAAGUUGAAGCUUAAUGAUGACAAAACAGAAGCACUCCUCAUUUGCAAUCACAAAUCAUCCUCUACCUCAACUCUUCCCACCUCAUUUCAAGUAGGUAACUCCGACAUACAGUUUACACCCUCUGCUAGGAAUCUUGGUUAUAUUUUUUCUAACAACAUGUCUGUCGAUAAACAUAUCUCUCACAUUUGUCGUUCGGCAUACACCGCUAUCCGUCAGAUCAGCUCCAUCCGCCACUACCUCACACUUAGCGCAACAAAAACUCUAGUCUGUGCUCUUGUUCUCUCUCGUCUUGACUAUUGCAAAUCACUUCUGUCAGUUCACCGAAACAUUUCACAGAAAAACUGCAGAAAGUUCAAAACUCUGCUGCUAGGCUUGUUCUUAAGGCAAAAAGACGCGAUCACGUCACUCCACUACUCCACUCACUACAUUGGCUCCCUAUACAGGCACGCAUUGACUUCAAGCUGUCUCUUCUCUGUCACAACUUUUUCUCGGAUUCCUGCCCUUCCUAUCUAACUGAACUUCUUCUGUCUAUUCACCCCUUAGACAACUUCGCUCCUCCGCAGACUCGCGUAUUCUGUCUGUUCCCAAGACACGCACUAAAUUAUAUGGUGAACGAUCUUUCUCUUUCUGCGCCCCCAAACAAUGGAAUUCUUUGCCACUACACAUCCGCAAUAUAACAACCACACAGGCCUUCAAAACUGCACUCAAAACACAUCUAUUUAAACUAUACUACCCUGACUGAUUGCCCUCCUAUAAACCGAUAAACGUACAUGGGUUUCCUUAUAAAAAUUUCUGGUGUGGUAGGGUGAAUAUACCUCUGGUGUUGUUUUGCUUAUAUGUUGUUUUUAUUUCAUUUAUGUAUUUUAUUUUAAUAUUAUGAUUAUGCCUCUUUGCUAUAUUUAUGUACAGCGCGGUGAGCCCAGCCCUAGGCUGGGGUACCGCGCUAUAUAAGACCACUUAUUAUUAUUAUACUGCAGCCAUUGCUGUCUCAACACAAUUGUGAAUCUUUUUAAUUUUACAAUUUUUUUGUGCUUUCAGUGAGCCACUUAAAACAAUUUAAAGUCCAUGAUGGUGAUAACUAAUAUUACAUCUUGGAUACAAAGUAACUUAAAAUGGUUUAAAAAAUUUGGUGGCUCCUUUAAAAUCCUUGUAACUACAACUUUCAGGUUGAUUGUUAUUUAUUGUCUUCUCACAGAAAUUAAAUGUUUUUCAAAAAAAUAAAAUUCUUACAGGGACGUUGCUGUGGACAAAGUAAAGACAGGUCUAGGCGGAGCUGCUGGAAAUAAAGGUGGAGUAGCCAUUCGUUUUCUGCUCAACAGCACAUCACUUUGUUUUGUGUGUGCCCACUUGGCUGCCGGGCAGUCCCAGGUCAAUGAGCGUAAUGCUGAUUACACAGAGAUCACUCGGAAGAUGGCAUUCCCAAUGGUAGGUCUAAUAAAGAUUGUAUAUUAGAUACAUUUCUUUAACUCAAAAUGUCUGGAAAAUAUCAUUUAUUUAUUUCAAAGCAUAAAUGACUUAAGAUUCAUUUUAAGAAUGAGUGUCAUGCCUCAUAAUUUUAGUUAUUUUGGGGGAUUUUUUCUUCUAAUUUAUUACUAUUUAUGCAUACUUUUCUAUUCCUAAUGUGGGUUAUUUUGACAAGUAAAAUUUCUUUGAACAAAUCAAUUAGUUAACAAACUGAAAAAGGUUUUCUUAAGCAGCAUUUUACUUAUACUCUAUUUUACUCUUUCAAAUCUUGAAAAUUUGUUUAAAGAUUUUCAUUUUCACAGCCAGUCUAAGUAGCCUGUUCAAAAACCAAAAGUAAUGGAGAGAUUAUCAUUGCAGCAAAUUUAUUACAAUCUCACACACUCCACUGUUUUUUUUUUCUCCAGGAAAUAUGCAGAGUGGGUAUACCAGUUUGCAUGUCUCCUUUUUUCAAUCACUUGACAGACUCAGUUUAUAAUGACAGCUCUUAAUCUAUGUUGUCAUCUAUCUGAUAACUAUCCAUGUUGUAAUAGUAGUAUCUUGGUGACAAUAUUGUUGAUGGAUGGAUAUUUUUCAAUAUGAAUAAAUUAACAAUUUUUCUUUUUGAAUUUAAAUGACAGAUGGAACAGUUAACAUAUCAUCCUUUAUUUCUAGGAUGUUCUCAAAAUUAUUAUUUAUUUCUCCUUUUUUUUUUUUUUUUUAAAUGUCCAAUUUAUAAAAAGCUAUUUUUUCUUUUAAAAACUUAACCUAAAAAUUUUUUUAUUUUUUAAAUAAUAAGAGUCAACAUAGUAAAAAUUAGUUUGUAAAAAAAAAAAAAAAGGAAAAUUAUAUUGUGAGUUAAAAAUAAUUACAGAAUUCAAGGGGGGUUGUAUUCUUAAGUCUCAAAUUUUACACACUUUUAUCUUUUAAUUCUGCAUUGAUACACAAAAUUGUUGUAGGUUCUUUAUGUCUGCAUUAAAUAUAUUCUAUUUUUAAAAUUGAAAUCAAUUUUUGUUCAACCACAUUUCAAAUCAGAACCAGAUACUUUGUUUCAGAAAAGAGGGAAUGGGUUGGUCUUAAUUUAAAAAAUGUGAUUUAAAAACUUAAAUGAAAGCCAAUUAGUUUAAUUGUUAGCUAGCAAUCAUUAAGCUUGAUAAAAAGUAAUAUGCCAAAUAUCCUUAGUUCUGCCUUGUCUUAGAAGACGGUGUACUUAUUUUUGGAUCCUUUUUGUCAUUUGUAGAACUGUGAGCUUCAUCUGUUAAACAUCAUAAUCCAUUUGGCAAGUAAUCGACAAAUCGAUGAAAUGCCUUUGAUAAAAUAUAUUGAUUUUAAAAGACUUUAAAGUAGUUACCGCAAACUAAUUUGUAACUUUGAUUAUCAAAGUUUAGUUCCAAUGUGACUAAUGCUGUAGUGAUGACAGUUAAAGAAUAUAUCAUUUUAUGCAUGAUUAAUAAUGUUAAUGGAAUUUGGUGACCACAUUUAAACCGAUAUUGGGUUUGUACUGUGGGCAGAUGACUAAAUGAUUGUUACAGGUGUUGAUGUAGGAUGAUCUCCAGCAUGGUUUGCUUACAGCUAUCCUUGGUUUUCUAUUCUAUAUAACUGCAUGUUAUACCAUGGGCCAUUCUCUCUCUGCCUGAAUGUGGGCAAUUUGCAGACAUAAUUGGUUGUGCCCAUUAUGUCUAAAAAAUCUGCCUCUUAAAUAAUGUCUUAUAAUUUUGAUUAAUUUUUUCUUUGAGGUAAGUUUUAAAUCUUAGACUGCCCUAAUUAAUUUGUUGGCAGACAAAUUGGCAUUUACUGUAUUGAAAACUUGAGGCCUGUUUACUUGUAAUGUUUCUCUUGCUAUGUUUCAUGGAGUAUGUAAACACAUUGACUCAGUCAAACAUUUUUCCAUCUAGUACAUGAUUUUUUUGUACUGGCUUGGUAAGAGCAUGACAGAUAAUGAAGUAACUUUCAGAUCACUUUUAAAAUGCUAAUCUUUGUGUAUAGUUAUGAUCUGUUGAAGGUAUCUGGUUAUGGAUACAUGAAUACAUUGGUACUUAUUUGAACGUGUAAGCCAAAGGUAGCAAAGAUUGAUGGAAUUUUUUAUAACAGAGUGUGUAUUUUUAAAUAAACACAACUUUCCAUCAGAUAAAAACUUAACUCUUUACUUUUAUUUUGCUGUUUAUCUUUAGUCUGUGGACUUGCCGAGGAAGGUAAGGGGGGACAACUUGUAGUAUGAAAAAUAAAAUAUUUCUAUAAAACCAACCACUGUAGAAGAACACAACAUAAAGAUUAGCACACCCUGUAUUACUUUAAACUUAGCUCUGUCUCAUUUCCCAUCCAUAUUUUACACAUCACAUUCAAAUAUGGAAAUAAAAUAAUAAAGUAAUUUAGAUUGCUUCUAUUAAAAUACCUUCCUAUGUUUCCUAUGUUUCAUAUUUUAAUGAUCAGUUUUGCCAACAACUACUAAUAAUUUCCCUAUAUAUCUGAAAUGAUCAUUACAAAAAUUUGUGAAAAUACUAACAGUUUUGGUUGCUGCUUGUCUCUAAAUGCUAAGGUUUAUGAGAAACCCUCUAACACAUAUUAUUUGUGCUGAACACAAUUUUAAUUCUAUAUUUUUUAGAGCUGGGUUUUAAACCUUUUUAGUUUUGACACAAAAUAAUCCAAAUUUUUAAUGAAUUGCAAUGAAUCUCCCAGUGAACAUGCACACAUAUUCUCUAAUUUAAAAUGUAGGUUCCAAAACAAAUAAUAGAUUCUGCAAAAUAGAUUCUGGCUAUGAAAAUUUGUGUCUAUGGUUUAGAGAAGUCCUCAAUUCUGUGGGCCAGAUGCAGACCACCAGUGGUGGUUAACCCGGCAAGCUUGGCCACCGUACUGGUACCCAUUUGGCAGUAACGAAUAUAGACCAAAACCGGACACUGGCCAUCUCAUUAGCCAAAAGCUGGCCCAUACUUCCUGUUGAAAUAUUAAGUUUCUUUGUUUUAAAUAUUUUAUUGUUUUUUUUUUUGUUUUUUUUUGGGGGGGGGGGUUUUUCAAAACCGGUACCUGGCACUCUCUAUAGCCAAAAGCUGGCCCAUUCUUCCUGUUGAAAUAUUUAGUUUUUUUGUUUUAAAUAUUUUAUUUUUUUUUUUUUUUGUUUUUUUUUGGGGGGGGGGGUUUUGCACUUCAGAUAAUAAGAUAUAUAUUCAGUGUCUUUGAGGAUAGUUAACUGGCCCCUUGUUUAAAAUGUUUGAGGCCCCCUGGUUUAGAGGGUUGGGGCAUUGACAAACACUUAUUGUUUAUUACAAUAAAAAAAUAAAGCAUACAAAUAAUUCAAAUAUAAAAGAGUUUGACCUGGGAUUGGUGGAAGAAAUAUGGAUGAACCCUCUUUUUAAUUGUUUGGUAUCCUGAAACUAAUAAACAAACUAACUGUAACUAGAUCCUUUAACUUAGGCAGUAACUUUCUAGUUUCUGUAUACAAAAUGUCCAACUCACACCACACUAAUUUCAUCAAAAAAGAAUUCACUAUCAUUAUUUCAGCUUAGAAAUGAAAAGCUUUUAGAUUAUUACUUGAUUUUUGUUUUUUUGUUCCUUUCAUAAAUUAGACUCUUGUAUUUUUAUUGCUUUUAAUCCUAUCACUUUAAAACAAUUGUCUGUACGAAAUUAUGGAACUGCCCUUAAUAUGAUUUUGUUAGGUAUUAAGUAAUUGAUUAUAAUUUGUUUCACAUGGCAUGAAGCAUUUUUUUGGUUUUUGUGUGCUUUACUUUUUAAGGUUUUCAAAAUCAUAGUCUUCGUGUGUGGUUGUCAUAUUUUUUUUUCCAUUUUAACAACUUUGUAAUUUGCUUUACCUCCCCUUUAGUUUAACCAUUACUUAAUGCUACAGUAACAUUAAAAGGAUGCUUACUAUUCUGUUGAUACUACUGUACAAGACUAUAACUAGAUGCAUUAGGAUAAUAAGUAUUUCGAUGGGAUUGAUCAGCAUAACUCUAUUACACAAAAAAUACUGAAUGAUGACAUAUUACUCAUAUUACCUAAUCAAAAAAUGAUGUGUGACAUGUGCAAGGAGUAAUUAAAUUUAUUACAAGGAACACAACUGCAUAUUUUGAAAAUGGAAUGCUGUUCCAAAUGUUUUUGCUCUUGUUAACAAUUUAUUUAUUUGUGUACAAGAAGCCUUUUUAAAGGAGACGCAGUUGCACAUUCUGCAAAUGCAACGCUGCUCCUAAGAAUACUAAGAUUAUAUCUCUUAGCGUCAGUUCCACAUAUACAUGUAAUGGAAGUUGUGAUGAUGAUUUUUUUUUUACAAUUUGGGGUUUGGAAGUGUGUUUUUUAGGCGAGGUUUAUAAUAUUUUUAGAUACAGUGAUACUUGAAAUCUGAAAGUCCCCAAAAGUCCCAGAUCUCAAACAACUAAUGAUACAAACUAGUGCUCAAAAGGAGGAGUUUAAAGCCAGAAGGGAGGAUUUGAGAACUUUAAGAAAAACACUGGCUUCCAUUGAGUUUAAAGGACCCAGGAACGGAUUAAUCCAGUUUCUAUUAUUUUAAAGGGGAAAAUUGUCUUUGAAUUUGAACAAGGUUCUGGAGCGGAUUAAAUUCAGAUUCCACGUCACCACUGUAUUUGCCCCAUGUAAAUGUAAUGAAGACAAAAAAAUAAAUUUUUUUUAAAUGAAGAAAUCUCUUCUACAGGGUCGAACAAUUUUAUCUCACGACUGUGUGUUUUGGUGCGGAGAUUUCAAUUACCGCAUUGAUCUGAGCAACGAUGAAGUAAAGGGCCUUGUUGCUUGUGAGAACUGGAGGGCUUUACAAGAGCUUGAUCAGCUGAAUACCCAGAGAGCAGUGAACAAUGUGAGGGUUAGGCUAGUUGUUGGGGGUUUUAAAGCUGGUGUCCCUAGAGAUACCCAGAGAGCAGUGAACAAUGUGAGCGGUGGGCUAGUUGUUGGGGUUUAUAGCGCUGGUGACCCUGACAUAUACAGAUAUAUUUGUAUGUAUAAAAUGUUAUAAAGUAUUUAAUGUGUUCCAUUAAAGGUGCACACAAAGAUCAAUGAAAUUGUUAGUAAAAAAAAAUAAAUUUAACUUUAAAAGUAAAUUUCUACUGUUCAAUCCCUUAUAUAAGUGUUAAUCUGAAAGUGGAAUAUGGAAACAGUGCAACUGAUGAAAUUUCAAAAAGGGCAAUAAGAAACAGGACAAUAAGAAACAGUCCGGUUUUAAAAAUGCACAAUUGAGUGAACACUGAAUGAGAUUACAAUAUUUUAAAAAAAUAGUUAUUCUGUAACUCAGUGGUUUUCAACCUUCCUAAUGCCGCGACCCCUUAAUACAGUUCCUCAUGUUUUAUGGUGACCCGCAACCACAAAAUUAUUUUCGUUGCUACUUCAUAACUGUGGAGUACAUGUGUUUUCCGGUGGUCUAAGGAGACCCCUGGGAUAGGGUCGUUGGACCCCCAAAGGGGUCACCACCCACAGGCUGAGAACCGUUGCUGUAACUAAUAACUUUCUUGUCGACUUUCAGUGUUUCCAGGGCUUUAAUGAAGGUCAGUUGAACUUUGCACCUACCUACAAGUACGACACUUUCAGUGAUGACUAUGAUACCAGCGAAAAGGGCCGCACUCCAGCAUGGACGGACAGAGUUCUGUGGGCAGUAAAGACAGUGAGAGAUCCAGAGGGUGAGAGGCCAGUCUUUAAUAUGCCAUCAUUGAAAACUCUUAUGUAAGGAAAUGUAUGUUAUUAUUUCAUUUGAAAAAUGUGCAAGAAAGCUAGGGGAUUGGAGAUAAUACAAGUUCGUCCAUCACCAAGUAGUUUGAGAAGAACUAGAUAUUAGUGAAUUAUUUUUUUUUACCAAGGAUCAGUAAAUCGGUGAACCUUUUUUUUUUUACUUUUUUUUUUUUUAAAUCUUAUGAAUGAUAGAAUGAAUGGAUAUUGAAACUUGAUGUCUCAAUAUCCAUUCAUUCUAAUUUUGCUCUAACCAAAUCAUUUGACACCUUGUUUUACUUUUUGUUUGUAGUUUGAGAAGAAUUAGAUAUUAGUGAAUUAUUUUUUUUUACCAAGGAUUAGUAAAUUGGUGAUCUUUUUUUUUUUUACUUUUUUUUUUUUUAAAUCUUAUGAAUGAUAGAAUGAAUGGAUAUUGAAACUUGAUGUCUCAAUAUCCAUUCAUUCUAAGUUUGCUCUAACCAAAUCAGUUGACACCUUGUGUUACUUAGUGUUAAGAAUUUAUUUUUUUUUCAUUGUGGUUUCAUUUUUUAAAAAAAAAACUUAAGAAACUUGAUGAUUUACAAAAACAUUAUGCGUGUCUUAGUGUUUAAUUUAAUAGAUCUAAGCUUAAGUUGUAAUGGUGGAGUUCUUUAAAAAACCAAGUUCAGGUAAAACCUGAUUACUGAUCAUCUUGUUUAUUUACAAUUUCUUCAGCUGAGAUUAACUCUUGAAAUCAGUGGGUGGGUAAUACUUUUAAUUACAUUUUUCUUUGGUCUUAAUUGGAAUGACGGACUAAGACACUGCCUUUCAAUAAAUAAAUGUUUAUUGAUGGUGAAAUACUUAUUGCUGAGCUCUGAGGCUGUCUGCCCCCCCCCCACCCCCCUUAAAAAAAAUGCGUUUCUUCUAUUUUUUUCCCUUUUCACAAAUCUGCUAAUGGCAGCAAAUUCCUUUGCUCAAUUCUCAAUUUUUUGGAUUCACUGUAUUGAAUUAAUCCUCCAAAUGUUAUAAAAAAAGUUUAUUUUACUCUCCAAAAUCUUCAGAUGAAACAAAUGAUCUGAGCCUAGCUCAAGUGAAGCUUCUGCUAUACACAAGGGCGGAAUUGAGAACUUCAGAUCACAGGUGCCAAAAUCUUUCAUCUUAGUUUUAAUUAGUUUUAGGUUUUUUUAAACUAUUCAUUUUUAAACUAUUUAGUAAAAGACAACCUUAGGGGCUUCUGAAUUCCGAGGACCAAUGGGAAUUAACUUCUCUACAAUUAUAAAGUACCAGGCUGUUGUAUUUGAAAAGGUUUUUAUUUCUUUUGAAAUUGGGAAACCGGGUGGCUGUGCCCACAAGACACAUCACAAGCAUUCUGACAUUUGGUGUCCUUAAAUCCUGGAAACACUUCAAUCCAGUUCUCUCUCCUCUUGGCAGAUGAAAAGGCUCUCUACCUUGUUAUUUGAUUGGCACACUCAAGGCAGACAGAAAAAAAUGCUCCGUAGAUGCUAAACAAACUUAAAUUUGCAUAUUGGAGCCUUAGGUCAUUGGUCAUUUUCAACACAGAAAGGUUGAAAUAAAAUGAUGUAAUAUAUCAGAAAAUUGUAAGAUAAAGAAUAAAAAAAAUUAAGUGGAAAAAAAGAUAUAUAAUAUUCUUUACCAUGAUUCUUUUUGUUGUACGCUAGAUCAAUUUGUUGUUGACUUUGUUCUCAUUAUUGCAGGCCAGUCGUGGGCAUUUUUGAUGUUGACACUGUACUUGUGGAUGAGGAGAAGAAAAAUGCCACACUUGCCAAGGUUGUAGAGGAGCAAGGACCGGCAGAUGGCACUGUCAUCGUCUCGCCAACAACAGGGGAAGAUCUUUCGGAUGAGACUGUGGAUGCAGUGGUGGAAAAAUUUAAUGAAGUUGGUGAGAUUGUCAUUGUACGGUAAGUGAAAUAAUUUAGGAUUGCACAAAUUGUCAUUGUAUGGUAAGUGAAAUAGUUUAGGAUUGCACAAAUUGUCAUUGUACGGUAAGUGAAAUAAUUUAGGAUUGCACAAAUUGUCAUUGUAUGGUAAGUGAAAUAGUUUAGGAUUGCACAGAUUGUCAUUGUACGGUAAGUGAAAUAAUUUAGGAUUGCACAAAUUGUCAUUGUAUGGUAAGUGAAAUAGUUUAGGAUUGCACAGAUUGUCAUUGUAUGGUAAGUGAAAUAAUUUAGGAUUGCACAAAUUGUCAUUGUAUGGUAAGUGAAAUAGUUUAGGAUUGCACAAAUUGUCAUUGUAUGGUAAGUGAAAUAGUUUAGGAUUGCACAAAUUGUCAUUGUAUGGUAAGUGAAAUAGUUUAGGAUUGCACAGAUUGUCAUUGUAUGGUAAGUGAAAUAAUUUAGGAUUGCACAAAUUGUCAUUGUAUGGUAAGUGAAAUAGUUUAGGAUUGCACUCUGAUAUAGAACUUCUUGUGAAGCAUCAAUGAUUCUUCAACUGAAAAAUAAAAAAGAUUUGGUGAGUACUCAAUACUUUUGCAAUGAAAUUUGUAAUUCAUUGAAAUUCAAGUUAUAUUUUUGGAUUAAGCUGAAAAUAGGAUCUGUUACAAAUUAUGUCGCAUAAUGGUCUAGAUGAUGAUGAAAAAACUUUAAGGAAAAACUCUUUAUUUGUAGUAAGGUAACCACUGAUUAUAUAUAUUGUCAUAAAAGUGUCACUUGAUGUGCCUGAGUAAAUUGUUUUUGAGAUUUUAUUGGGUACCAUAAUAUUUAAAUUAAAAGUAAUUUUUAAUGGAUUUGAAGUUUGAGACUAUUAGUUUGAAAAAAAAUAAAUGUGCUUUUUACACAGAUUUGUAGGAUCAGACAUGUGGGUCCUCUAUCAGAAAGGCAAGUAUGCUCUGGAAGCCCUGCAGUUUGACAAACAAGAGGUACGAUUGUAACCCUUAAAUUUGUUAAUUGGUUAUAAUUCUUAGUUCUAUUUACGGAUUUAUAUCUGUAGCCUUAUAUUGGGUUUUUUCACCUUGAAUUAUACUAUUCAGCCAAAAUAUAGCAAGGACAACAUUACAAGUUUUUUUUUUGUUACAAAAAUAAACCAUUUAAAAUCGAAAUAAAGUUAAGAAAUCUGUAUCAAUUUCAUGCCAUCAGAAUUCUGGUGGCAAGUUCAACAUAAACUUUUAUCUCAUUUGACAGUUUGCGGGAACCAAAGUGAGAGUCUGUUUAAAGACCCAGGAAUGGAAAGGAGAAAUAGAGAAAGAGCUGAAUCUGUGUUCCAGCAACACUGGUGCACUGUACAACCAGUUCUCUAACUCACUUCUAGGGGACGACUUCAGUGUGCCCUCGAUGGAAUUUGACAUUGGAGGAGGUGAGGAGCUCUUUCUUCUUUUGUUUUAACACUAAUUGGAUGCACACAUACAUCUGUGGCACUUUUUUUUUUUUUUCCCAAUAAUUGAAUUUUAACAUUUGUUUGUUAACAACCAUUACAAGUCAAAUAAAAAAAAAAUCAUUGCAAGCUGCUGGUAGCAACAAUUUGGAAGAUAUUAUUUUUGAAUGAACAAGUUAAAAUACAAUUCAUCCAUUCAAAUGGAUCAAUAUUUUGAUAAAACCUAUUACCAGGUCAGAGAUGGAAGCUAUCAAUAAAAUUCAUGAAAAAUUUGGUUUAGGCUUGUCAAGUUAACUCAAAUGUUUGUGCAGAUAAAUCUAUGUUGAAGAGAUGAGUUGUUUUUUUUCUCCUUACAGAUGAUGCUGAGGAUGCCGAGGAUGCAGAGGUUGAGAAUGUUCUUCAAGGCAUGGCGGGGCCAUCCUCAGGGGCCAGUACUCCACUAAGUCAGUAAAAUCAACAUGCUUUCAAUCAGAAAUGUUUUUUUUAAAAACACAUUGCAAAAAUAGUUCACACAGCAUUAUUUCAAAACUUUUUAAAAAAUCCAACCACAAUUGGAUUUGUUAUAAAUGAUACAAAUUGUGAACAUAUUGAUUACAAGAAAUUUCUGUUUGUAUAGCUUUAUUGUAGUUGUUGUUUGUCCUUGGUAUGCGAAGGUGACCGAGGCAAUAUUCAUCGGUGUGUACGCAUGUGGCCUCCCAGUCCUAUUUGUGCCUGAAAGGCUCUCCCCCCCCCAUAGGAUAGACUUUGCUUUGGGGUCCUAGUUGGAGUGGAGUUGAUUCUGCUUUUCCUUGCCGUGCGCUUUAUUUGGGCGUGAGCUGUGCGUUCAUUCUCUAUAGAUAGUGUUCCAACAGGGAUUCUACCUCGCCAGCUUGUACGAUCCACAGCAAGUUUUCCCCACAAAUUCAGGAAGAUGUCCAUUGAUUUGAGCGAAGAUUUUAGACAGCGAUUUUUUUUUCUGCCCACCAGCUGAGCAUUUCCCUCUGGAGAGUUCACCAAACAUUAGUUUACAGGAAGUCUUCCGCCUGGCAUUCUCACAACAUGCCUUGUCCACCUGUCUUGUCCAUUUUGUAGGAAAGUGUGUGGAUGCUGUUAAAGUCAGCCUGUUGUUGGACUUCUGCAUUAGGUUAGGGCAGCGGUUCUCAACCCGUUGGGUCGUGACCCCUUUGAGGGUCGAACGACUCUUACACAAGCGUUGCCUAAGACCAUAGGAAAAUCCAUAUUUUACGAAGAAGCAAUUAAAAAAUAAAGUCGGGGGUCGCCACACCAUGAGGAACCAUAUUAAAGGGUCGCACCAUUAGGAAGGUUGAGAACCACUGGGACUUAGUCGAUCUUUACUUUUCAAAUCUGAGGAGUCAACUAAAAACCAGGAUGACCAAAAUGUUAAACACCCGAUCCCAGGAUAUGCUGUGUCUUGUGUUCUUGUUGUUUCUUGAAGAUGUAAUGAAAAUAAAUAUGUACAAUGUAAUCAAUGCACAUUCCCAGCUGUCUUCUCUCAUUACAUUCUUUUAUUUCCUUAUGCCACUGUGGAUGGAACAUGUUAUUUGAACAUCGGUUGCUCUCCCUGUGUAGGUAACCAGAGCCCAGUCCCAUCACCAGGGGAAAUACCCGGAGGCCCUCCAGUAAAUCCACCCAGACCCG
Messenger RNA from Lymnaea stagnalis (great pond snail), 19510 nucleotides. The record is from the annotation of a GenBank genome assembly. NCBI's taxonomy places the organism in Eukaryota, Metazoa, Mollusca, Gastropoda, Lymnaeidae.